Molecule: messenger RNA, 1032 nt
Organism: Artibeus jamaicensis (Jamaican fruit-eating bat)
Lineage: Eukaryota; Metazoa; Chordata; Mammalia; Chiroptera; Phyllostomidae
Gene: KRTAP29-1
Product: keratin associated like protein 29-1
Exons: 2
Coding region: 1-1032 (343 amino acids)
Cellular component (GO): keratin filament
Source: RefSeq, a predicted model, not a curated record
AUGGCCAGUAGCUGCGGUCCCGGAAUCACCACGGCCAUUCCGGCUAUGCCCACCAUCUCCAUGUGCCCCAACUUCCAAAACGAAAUCUGUUUGCCUAGUUCCUGCCGGACCAGAACAUGGCAACUGGUCACAUGCCAAGAAGACUGUCAGCCGUCCAGCAGUGCCCCAGGUGGCUGUGAACCUGCUCCUUGCCAGCCGACCUGCCUUCAGGAAACGUCUCGUGUGGGUUUUGUUUGCCAACCCAUUUGCUCCUACACAGCCUGCGAUGAACCCGGCACUGGUCAGCCUCCUUGCCUGGUGAGCUCGUGCCAGCCCUCCUGCUUGGAACCCACCGGUGGUCAGGAAAAGUGCUGUGAAGUCAGCUGCAGUCAGCCAAGCUCCUGCAGGCAGCCGGUCUUCGUGUCCACAUCACAUCAGGCAGUUUGCGGCCACUCAGUCUGCUGUGACCCGAGGGCCUGCCAGCCGUCCUCUUCUGAGGGGACUUCCUGUCCUGAAACAUCUUGCCCACCAACCGUCUGUGCAGCUAGUCCAUGCCAGCCAACUGGCUUCCAAGCAGGUUCAUGUCACCCCGUUAGUGGCCAAGAUCAGCUCUGCAAAUCAAUUUAUUACCAGCCCAUCUGCUACAUUUUCAAGACUAGCCACUCAGUUCCCUGCAUGCCUGUUCCCUGCCAGCCAUCGACUUGUGUGUUCGAUUCUUGCCAGCCUUCUUGCUGUGUGACCUCCCCUUGCCGGCCUCUGUGCCGCCCACCGGCUCCUUCCAUAUCCUUCAUCUGCCAGCCAGGGGCUAACUGCCAGGCCCCCUGUUCUGUAAAGAGCUCUUGCAAACCAGCUUCCUGUGGCACCCUGCCUUCUGGCCAACCAACUUGUGGUGGACCUACUUUCUGCAGCCAGAUUGGCUACAAAUCCCCUUCCGGCCAACCAGCCUGCUGCGUGACAGGUUUAGGCAAAUCGUCCAGUCUGGCCAGCACCUGCUUGCCCACUUCCUGCCAACGCAGCCAUGAGUCCGGCUUCGGUAAGGCAGCCCUGGGCUGA